AUGUCCUCUCAGAUCUAUCAGACUGACCAUGUCCCCUCAGAUCAGACUGACCACAUCAGACUGACCAUGUCCUCUCAGAUCAGACUGACCAUGUCCUCUCAGAUCAGACUGACCAUGUCCUCUCAGAUCAGACUGACCAUGUCCUCUCAGAUCAGACUGACCAUGUCCUCUCAGAUCUAUCAGACUGACCAUGUCCUCUCAGAUCUAUCAGGCUGA
Messenger RNA from Knipowitschia caucasica, 216 nucleotides. The record is from the annotation of a GenBank genome assembly. Lineage: Eukaryota; Metazoa; Chordata; Actinopteri; Gobiiformes; Gobiidae.